Molecule: messenger RNA, 782 nt
Organism: Centruroides sculpturatus (bark scorpion)
Lineage: Eukaryota; Metazoa; Arthropoda; Arachnida; Scorpiones; Buthidae
Product: methyltransferase-like protein 7A
Exons: 4
Molecular function (GO): S-adenosylmethionine-dependent methyltransferase activity
Source: RefSeq, a predicted model, not a curated record
UUAUACACUUUUAACAGAGAAUGUCGUUGGUGUUUGGUAUAAUAUUUACAUUUAUUUUGUUCUUGAUUCUGUUGAAAACGUCAGAAAGGUGCAGUAAAAUAUGGUUUGCAAAUUUUUACGAAAUCGUUCUGUAUUAUAUUAUAGAGUUUUUUAUCGGAAAUCUAAGAAAACGUUGCUUACAAAAUAUAAAAUUAGAAAUUUCUAACGACCCAACACGUUCUCGUGAAGGUCGACUAAGAAUUUUAGAAAUAGGACCGGCGGGUGGAAGAAACUUUGCAUUUUAUCCCGAUAACAGUUUGUUAACAUUUGUGGAUCCAAAUGAAUCUUUUCGAACGUUUUUCAAUCGAAAGAAAGGUCAAUUCGGAAGUCUUCAUUUGGAGAAUUUCUACUGUACUGGAGCAGAAGAUAUGAAUGAAAUAAAAGACGAAAGUGUGGAUAUUGUAGUAAGUACACUUGUACUUUGCUCGGUGCAAGACAUGGAAAAGUCCUUAAAAGAGAUCAAAAGAGUUUUGGUGAAAAUGCAAAAUGCCUUCCAAGACAUUCGGCAACUUGCAGAUUGCAGUUUACAACUUGAACAGAAGCUAAAAAUAAUUGACUUUAUGAAGAGAUUUGGAAAGUUUCCAUUGAGACUGUCCUUGGCUGGUUUUUAUCACAUUGACAAGAAGAUCAUUCUGAGGAUGGCAAGUACACUUCAUUCUGUUUUCUCAGGAUUAGUGAAGUUGAAACGUGUUACUAGAAUUAAAACCAACUGUACUGAAGUACUAAAAUCAAAUUAUACUGAA